CUCUUUCCUAUUUCUGACCAGGAUUGUUAAAAAUGAGUCUGCGGAAGCAAACCCCUAGUGACUUCUUGAAGCAGAUCAUCGGCCGACCAGUUGUGGUGAAAUUAAACUCUGGCGUGGAUUAUCGAGGGGUCCUGGCCUGCCUGGACGGCUACAUGAACAUAGCACUGGAGCAGACAGAAGAGUACGUCAACGGGCAGCUGAAGAACAAGUACGGGGACGCGUUCAUCCGCGGAAACAAUGUGUUGUACAUUAGUACACAGAAGAGAAGGAUGUGAAGACACCAGCAAGCACUUCUCCUCAAACUUGGAUUGGGUUGGUUAGUUUUGGUUGGUUUGGCUUUGUUUUUUUU
Messenger RNA from Acomys russatus (golden spiny mouse), 349 nucleotides. RefSeq names its product LSM6 homolog, U6 small nuclear RNA and mRNA degradation associated (gene Lsm6). Gene Ontology annotation, molecular function: RNA binding. The record is from RefSeq and is a predicted model, not a curated record. Gene Ontology annotation, cellular component: nucleolus; P-body; U6 snRNP. Gene Ontology annotation, biological process: mRNA splicing, via spliceosome; maturation of SSU-rRNA. The coding region runs from base 33 to 275 and encodes 80 amino acids. NCBI's taxonomy places the organism in Eukaryota, Metazoa, Chordata, Mammalia, Rodentia, Muridae. The transcript has 3 exons.